This is a messenger RNA of Pelodiscus sinensis (Chinese soft-shelled turtle), 5414 nucleotides long. The record is from RefSeq and is a predicted model, not a curated record. Lineage: Eukaryota; Metazoa; Chordata; Testudines; Trionychidae.
GCGUCCUCUCUCCGAGCAGGCUCGGGCAAAGCUCUCCACCCUGCGCGCACCUCCCGGGCAGGACCAUGGGCAGCCGGGCGCUCGCAGGGGCCAUGCUGUGCGGGCUGCUGGCACCCGCUCUCCUCUUCGCAGGAUCUAGUUCAGGGUCAAAAUUAAAAGGUCCUGAACUGAGUAUAAAAGGCGCACAGCACGUCAUUCGAGCAGGCCAGACUUUAAAUCUCACAUGCAGGGGGGAAAUGGUUCAUUCAUGGUCUCUGCCUGAAGCUCCAAGUAAGGAGAGCAAAAGGCUGAAAGUAAUUAAAUAUGCCUGUGGAAGGAAUGGCAAACAGUUCUGUAGUAGCCUGACCUUGAUCAGAGCUCAAGCAAAUGACACUGGAUACUAUAGCUGCAAAUAUGCAUCGUCAAGUGCUGUAAAAAAGAAGAUAGAAUCAACAGUCUAUGUAUUUAUUAACGAUACAGGCAGUCCAUUUGUACAGCUGCACAGCGACAUACCUGAAAUUAUACAGAUGACUGAGGGAAGAGAGAUGAUCAUUCCAUGCAGAGUCACCGCACCAGACAUUGCUGUUACAUUAAGAAAGAUUCCACUAGAAACUCUCAUUCCUGAUGGAAAGACAAUAAUUUGGGAUAGCACGAAAGGCUUUAUAAUACCAAAGGCAACAUACCAGUUCAUAGGUCUCAUGAGCUGUGAGACAACCAUUGAUGGGCAUAAGUAUAGUACGAAAUACCUAACACACCGACAAAGCAACACAAUAUACGAUGUCCAGUUAAACACCCCGAAUCUAGUCAAAUUGCUGAAAGGAGACAUGCUUGCCAUUAACUGUACAGUUGCUGCAGACUGGAACACAAGAGUUCAGAUGACAUGGAGUUACCCUGGUGAGGCAGACCGCAGAGCAUCUAUAACAAACCGCAUGCGCCAAAGGAAUACAGAUGCCAAUAUUUUCUACAGUAUUCUUGUUGUUGGCAAAGUGCGUGAUAUUGAUAAAGGCCAGUAUACCUGCCAUGUGAAGAGUGGACCAUCAAUCAAGUCUGUUAACACAACAGUCCACGUUUACGAUAAAACAUUCAUUACUUUGAAACACCGAAGAAAAAGUGUGCUUGAAACUGUAGCUGGCAGAAAAUCCUAUCGGCUGUCAAUGAAAGUGAAGGCAUUUCCCUCACCAGAGGUUGUAUGGUUAAAAGAUGGGUUACCCGCUGCUGAAAAGUGUGCCCGCUAUGUGGCUAAAGACUAUUCAUUAAUCAUCAGAGAUGUUGCUGAAGAGGAUGCGGGGAAUUAUACUAUAACACUGAGUAUACGACAGUGGAACUUGUAUAAGAACCUAACAGUCACACUCAUUGUAAAUGUGAAACCCCAGAUCUAUGAAAAAGCAGUGUCAACAUUUCCUGAUCCCAAUCUCUACCUAGUGGGCAGCAAGCAAGUGCUGACUUGCACCGUUUAUGGUAUUCCUCAGCCUACAGUUACGUGGAUAUGGCAUCCUUGUAGACAAAAUCAUUCCAAAGCAAGGUAUGAUGUUUGCUCUAACACCGAGGGACCUUUCAUCUUGAAAAGUGGCAGCAGCACGGGAAACAGAAUUCAGAGCAUCACUCAACACAUGGCAAUGCUAGAGGGGAAGAAUAAGACUGCUAGCAUUCUGGUUGUAGCUGAGGCUAAAUCUUCUGGAAUCUACAGCUGCGUGGCUUCCAAUAAAGUAGGAAAUGUUGAAAGAAACAUUAGCUUUUAUGUAACAGAUGUGCCAAAUGGAUUUCAUAUUAAUUUGGAAAAAAUGCCCAUUGAAGGAGAGAACCUGAUAUUGUCCUGUUCAGCCAACAAAUUCCUGUACAAAGACAUUGCUUGGAUUUUGCCGAGGACAGUUAAUAAUCAAACAAAAGCAAAAAAGCACAUCACUAAGGAAUACUCCAAUACUCUCAUUCUAACCAUCAAGAAUGUUUCCCUGGAACAUUCAGGCACCUAUGCCUGCAGAGCAAGGAACAUAUACUCGGGGGAAGAAGUGCUUCAAAAGAAAGACGUUACAAUUAGAGUUGCUCCCUUUCAGGCUCUGAGGUAGUGCACCUCCAAAAAUGGGUAUGGACAUAGGAGGAAUAGCGAAACAAAAGCAUAACACACGGGCUUCCAGUUCAGUUCAGACGGUGUGUUCUGCUUUGGCAAAGCUGGUGGAAGUAGGGGUUUGGAAGAUCCCCUGUACUGCACUGUGUAUGUUGUGUUGUUGUGUCUCUUGCUGCCUCCUACUGAAUGAUAAUGAAAACUUUGGACCAAUUUUAUCUUCUGCUUUGGUAUCAGCUUCUCCGAAAGUGUCAAAGCUGCAUAAACUGAUUAACUUUAAAAACUGCUGUUUUUGAUCAACAAUGGACAAUUAAUAAGUUAACUUUAAAGUGUGGAAUGAGCACAAUUCAUUUUGAGAUUUACUGGACUAUACGUUUUCAUUUCAAUCUGAUUUUUGUGGAUUUAUAAAUAUUGCCUGCUGAGCAAGUUCUAAUGCUUAUUUAUUUGAAAUAAUUUUUUACGCUAAGUACAUUAAUCUUAUGAAGUAUCUUCUCAAGGAAGGCCCUGUGGACACAGGAAAGAAAUAAAAAUGUUGAUAUUAUGCACAGACGUAUCUUAUCAUUUUUAAUCAUGAGGAUUUCAAAACUGACAGAGAUGAAUCCUGUUUCUCCAAUUAAAUCCAGGUCAAUUUCUCAUUGCUGGGUUAGUCAGUUUUAAAGUUAAUUACUGCAUGACCGGAAAAGUCUUGUGGACAUCAGUGACUGUUCUAUGGCUGGCAGGAGGAUAAAGGAGUUUGUAAUGUCAUAAUUAUCUCAUUAAAGUAGCAGUGCUACCCUCAAUCCAUUGACAAGGCUAUAGACAUCACAGUGAAAUGUCUACUACAGUCUUCAAAAUUUAAAAUUAAAAUUAAGGCCAUUAAAAUCCCUUCCUUUUGGUGUGCUGAUGACAAUAGGAUUUAUUAUGGGGAUUAAGAAAUGGCCACACUACUGAAGGAGAAUUGAGGGUAAUCUAAGUUUCCUUUCCAGUGUUUCCUUUUUACAUGAUUUCAUUAUGAGGUGUUUCUGUGUAUUAUAUAUUCAGUAUAAGGAAGAAGUUACUAUUUUUAAUAGAGCUGAUAACUUUAUUUUUUUACAAUAUGUUGCUUUUAUAAUUUUUUGUUUCUUUUAUGACUGAUCAUUUAUAUAGGAUUUGCAUAAGCCAUAACAAAACAAGCCAUAGUGACCAAAAUAGCCACUGCAAAGGAACAAAGUGGGUGACAACAUGACAACUCCUUGCUCUUGGGAACUUACCGACUGUUUCCUCCUUUAGGUAUUGGGACUGUGUCCCACGGCCAAACUUGUCUUUCACGUGGGAAUUGCUUUUGUCAAGUGUGAAAGGGUAAACAAUAGCAUUUCCCCAUCAUGCCAGCUUCACGGAGCCUAAAAUGCUUAGAAAACAAUUAGUAACCUGGAAGUUGUCAAAGUAAAGAAAAGAAUAAUCAUUUAGAUCUUGAAAUGUCACCUAUAGCCUUCUUGUGUACAGUAAUUCUUUUGUUCAUUAUUAGCAUGAUGACUCCCAGAAACAAUGUGUUCUUGCAAAGGAAUUUGGGUCUCUUUCUCUUUUUUAAAAAAUAUGCUUAAAAGGCAAGUGAAAUGAUAAUGGUACUUGCCUUUAAAAUGGGCAACCUUGUUCUGUUGGGACAAUGCAGGUCUCCAUCUUUAUGGGGCUGUCCUUGAGAAAAUUUUGCUGGCCUGGUUGAUUGCAAUGACAGGACUUUACACAUUUUUAAUGGAAUCAGAAGCCAGAGUGUGGUAGCCUAUAGCAGUUGGUUGCUGGUAGCAGCCAGGUGAUAUGAGCCUGGGUCACAAACCAAUAUUGUGAUUAGAAACUGUCCGUCUGUGGGAUUGCUAAGUGGUUAUGUAUGCCAUAUCAUGUAACUCACAUACCUACUGGGUGUGGUGUACUGACCCAUCUAGUGGCACCAAGACCACUGACAGAGAAAAUAAUGAGUCUGCUCUCCAGCUUUAAUUGAGAACCAGAUGGCUUUUAUCUCAUGCAGUAGAGGCUCAUGCACUAAGCUUCAGAAGUCCCAGGUUCAGUUUUGCCUAUCGGCAUUAUAAUUGCCCUUGGGGACAUCUUGAUAGCCAUCAGGGCUGAUAGCCACGGUGGUCCCCGGGGCAAAGUGUGUGGGGGAGCUGGCUUCAGGCCCCUAGAAGGGGCAGGGCCUUGGGCGUAUGGAGUGGAGUCAGUGGCAGUUAGCCCUCAGCGCUGCCCAGACCAUGGUGCAUUUCCCUUCCCCAGUCUCAGAACCACGUGGAAUGACAGAGCACCGCUGCAGUGGUAAUUGAAAAGGAGGCGGGGCUCUGGCCAUCACUGCUAUCAUAGUAGCAGUGGCAGUGGUGACUGGGAGCCCCGCCCCCUUAGAAUCUCCAGGCCCCGGGGCAAUUGCCCCUUCCCUGACUCCCUGGCUGUCGGGCCUGUUGUUAGCCACUCCUAGUAUGGUGUUGGUCAAGGCUCUGAAGAGCUUUGAUGCUUUACAAUGGAGUGUUAGUGCUCCGUAGCUGCCAGCAUGGGAAGGGAUGGAAAAACCUCAGUGACUCUGUGUAAGGGAAAGGGUUCUGCAUUUGGUGACAAGAUAAAAAGUUAUUGGCAGUGUUGAUCUCAUCAGAUAUAAGUGAAGAAUCAUGUGUAUUUUCUGGCAGUUUCUUUAACUGCCUCAGAGUAGCAUAUUGGAAAGAAUAACUGUGUAAUUUAUAUUCUUUUUUGAAAAAAAAACUGUUAAAAUGCAACUGUGUAUUUAUAUUUUCAAACUGGUUAAUAAAAAAGCAACAUAAGUAACAAUAAGUGUACUAGGAUAAAAGUAUGUGAGGUGAAAAUUUAUAUAAAGAGUGCUAACAACUUCUCAUAUUUUCCCUAUUGCCAAAGUUGGCUUUUGAAAUAGGGACUUUGCUUUCUCACAGUCGCAGGGUCACUAUGAGUCAUUGUGCUCUGAAAUUGUAAGUCCAUGCUCUGCCUUCAGUGACACUCCACUGGGCCUAAUUCUGCUGACAGUGAAGUGCCUCAGUCAUACAUGAGGGCAGGACUGACCCAUCAGCCCAUGUUUAUGACCUCACAGUGAGACAUGCUGGCUAGGUUGGUAAUGUGCAACAUUCUGCACGACGGAUGAGAUUUUUCAAAAGUGCUGAGCACUGACUUAACUUUGCUCCUACUGAAAACAAUGGGAUUUCCACAGGAGCUGUAUUGGGUCAGUGCUGUUUACUUUUGAAAACUCCACCUUUGGGCUUCACUACAGCAUCAUACAGAGAAGCAGGUGGUCUGAGAGAAAGUAAAACUUUGUUUUAACCAUGUCCUUGAAAGCCAACUGACUACUGAAAAUAAAUUAUUAUAAAUAUGUGAAUGAUAACUGGCUCUAAGUUUUAAGCAAGCAAGUUUUGCUCACUAUGAAAACCCAUCUUUA